Molecule: messenger RNA, 1474 nt
Organism: Leptonychotes weddellii (Weddell seal)
Lineage: Eukaryota; Metazoa; Chordata; Mammalia; Carnivora; Phocidae
Source: RefSeq, a predicted model, not a curated record
AUGAAAGAUGUCUUUAAUAUGUUGUUUACUAAGUUAUUUGAAAGUCUGAGAAUAUGGUUGAGCCCCUUAUACCCACGAAUUAUCCAUGGAACCCACACAUCAGGAGAAUCAACAACACAUUUUAAAGCUGAUCUCAUCAGCUACUUGAUGGCUUAUAAUGCUCCUUCACUCAAGGAGUGGAUAGAUAUCAUCCACAAGCAUGAUCUCUCUGAAACCAAUGUUUAUCUUCUUGGAUCAACCCCAGGGCGCUUUCAAGGAAGUCAGAAAGAUAAUUGGGGACAUUUUAGGCUUAGAAAGCUUCUGAAAGAGCAUGCCUGUCCUAAAGGAGAGUCUUGGCCAAUAGUAGGUCAGUUUUCAAGCAUUGGGUCUAUGGGAGCUGAUGACUCGAAAUGGUUGUGUUCUGAGUUUAAAGAAAGCUUGGUGACGCUGGGGAAGGAAAGCCGGACCCCAGGGAGAAGUUCCGUUCCUCUUCAUCUGAUCUAUCCUUCUGUGGAAAAUGUGCGAACCAGCUUAGAAGGAUAUCCAGCUGGGGGUUCUCUUCCCUAUAGCAUCCAGACAGCUGAAAAACAGAACUGGCUCCAUUCCUAUUUUCACAAAUGGUCGGCUGACACAUCUGGCCGCAGCAAUGCUAUGCCACAUAUUAAAACAUAUAUGAGACCCUCUCCAGACUUCAGUCAGAUUGCUUGGUUCCUUGUCACAAGGAAGUGGACCAGAAUAAUGGAAUAUGUCAGUAGAAAGCGAGAUAGUAAGCAGUUUUUGGUUAUCGUGGUGUGUGCCCACAAGCAGCCUUCCCUACUCAGUUAUGUGAUCAUCAAGACUAAGAACUAUAGUUCUAGUUCUUUGUAUGGGUUCCAAGGACAUUAUCACUGUUUGAUAUGUGGGUAUUUAGGAUAUGGAGGAUGGGGCCUGGACAGCUUCAAAGUAAAACAGAAAUUCUUCUCAGGGAGCAAGGAGCCAGCGGCCGCCUUUCCUAUACCAUUCGACCUGCCUCCAGAACUGUAUGGAAGUAAAGAUCGGCCAUGGAUUUGGAACAUUCCUUAUACCAAAGCACCAGAUACACAUGGGAAUAUGUGGGUUCCCUCCUGAGAAUCUUAAAGCACUCUGAAAUUUAGGUUUAAGACCUCAAGCCCCAAAUAAUAGACGUUCUAAUUUGUACCGGAUGUUCACUCUUAAAGUUUUAUCUACACCCCUAACAAAACUCUGCAUAGCUCACUCUUGUGAACAUGUAUGCUGGUUAUACUUUCAGUGGUCAUUAACAGUGUCACUAAAAAAUCUAUUUUCUUAAUUCACUUUUUUAAGCUUUGGAAUGAAAGCUAUCAAACUCGACAAUGUUGAGUAUAGACAAAGUCAUCCUCAAAGUGAUAUAUGGAAUUUCAUGAUGGUGUUCACGCUUCCAAAGUGAAGAUUGACUAUGUGUGUUGUAUUCCUUCCAUCCUGAAAGGUGCUCUUCAUUCAAUAAAACUUGUCAGGGGAA